GACAGAGAGAGAGACAGAGAGGGAGGGACAGAGACGGAGAGAGAGACCGCACUCAGAUCGGAGAGAGCCUGGACCGUUCCCGGGGACAUUUCGGUGAUAGAGACAACGGGAACAGUGGGCCGAGUCUGGGAAUCCGGGAAAGGCAAUCUUUCUGAAGCAGUUCCUGCUGUCCUGGGAACGCAGGAGGAGGACGAAGGGAGCGGGACAAACUGACUAUCACUAACCAGAUCAUUUAUGGUGUUGGAGACAGUGAAGAGGAUGGUAUCGGGUGACAUUCUGACAUUAAUCAAGUGACAAACAACAGUGGACCCAAAAAAGAUCUUUGCAGUACCCAUUGGUAACUGAAGUGGGAAAUCAGCCAAACAAAUUCUGUCAACUGUGACUGCAGAAAGGCAUUAAACGAUGAAAGUUCUUCAGACAUACUUUCUAUUUUCAGAGCAUGCACCUCUUCAACACUUCAGACAGAGCCUUCACGCACUGAUAGGUGUACCAACAUGGCAAAUAAAAGAUCAGGAAUUCCCUCCUUCACCUAUUCCACCACUCACAGGUGAUCCUUUGCUGCAUAAUGCUGCAUUCAGCUACCAUGCUCGACCAGUACUGUGAGGCUCUUUCGGCUGCAAGCAACUUUUCAGGACCCUAUUGCAAUUCAUCCACAGACCUGAUUGGAACAUGUUGGCACAAAAGCCCAGUUGGGCAACUUGUGACAAGACCCUGUCCAGAAUACUUCAAUGGCAUCCAGUACAACACAACAAACAGUGUGUUCAGAGAAUGUUUCGGGAAUGGAACUUGGGCAAGCAGGAUUGACUACUCCCAGUGCCAACCAAUCCUGCAGCAAAAGAGGAAACACCAGAUACACUACAAACUGGCAGUGGUUAUUAAUUAUCUGGGACAUUGCCUCUCCUUAGCUGCCCUCAUCAUUGCCUUCAUGCUAUUCAUGCGACUGAGGAGUAUCCGAUGUCUUAGGAACAUCAUCCACUGGAACUUGAUUUCCACCUUUAUCCUCCGUAAUGCCACCUGGUUUGUGCUACAGAUGAUUGAUCCCAGGAUUCAUGCAAGUAAUAAGGUCUGGUGUCGUUUGGCCACAGCUGUUUAUAAUUACUUUUGUGUGACUAAUUUCUUCUGGAUGUUUGGUGAGGGCUGCUACCUCCACACAGCAAUUGUCCUGACCUACUCCACAGAUAAGCUGCGCAAAUGGAUGUUCCUCUGCAUUGGCUGGUGUAUUCCACUUCCCAUCAUUAUGGCCUGGUCAAUCGUGAAACUAUACUAUGAAAAUGAGCAGUGCUGGUUUGGUAAGCGGUCAGGAAAAUACAUUGACUACAUCUACCAAGGCCCAGUGAUCCUGGUGUUACUGAUUAACUUCAUCUUUCUUUUUAACAUUGUGAGGAUCUUGAUGACAAAACUACGUGCAUCCACUACCUCCGAAACCAUGCAGUACAGGAAAGCAGUGAAGGCUACGUUGGUUCUGUUGCCAUUGCUUGGGAUCACCUACAUGCUGUUCUUUGUCAAUCCUGGCGAGGAUGACAUAUCACAGAUCGUCUUCAUCUACUUCAAUUCAUUCCUUCAAUCCUUUCAGGGCUUCUUUGUCUCCAUCUUUUACUGCUUCUUGAAUGGUGAGGUUCGUUCAGCUGUGAGAAAAAGAUGGCAUCGUUGGCAAGACAAUCACUGGAUCCAGACACGGGUUGCCAGGGCAAUGUCCAUUCCAACAUCUCCCACGAGGGUCAGUUUUCAGAGCAUCAAGCAGACAACUGUCUAAAUACAUAGAGUUGGAACAAGUUGAUGCCAGCUCACUGUGUUCCUCCAACUAACCUUCAGUACACUUUACCCCUCAUCAGACUGACUCAAAAAUUCUCUGUUUCUCUCAAACUCACCUAGGCUUUGUCCAUUACAUCAACUCCUUGGUGAUUUACUGAAUAUUUAAGUCAUCAAUAAUUGUUGAAAGAUAAAAGUAACAAAUAUAUAUGAACAUCAACAGAUUCAUAACUAAGUGGAAUGGGUUCUAACUAUCACAGCUAAUUUCAAAUUUCAACUUCCAGAUCCCUGCAGCAAAAGUGACCUUUUUUCCCCAGCCACAGAUUUCUUUACUGGAAGUAGUUGUCUCUCUUGUACAGAAAAUUUGUGGAGUAUGGAUCUGUCAAGUGUAACAACAUCAUGGUAAAGUGGCUGAACUUUUCUGUAAUAUAUGUAUAAUGUACUGUGUCAGUUAUAGUUAGCAUUAUUGCCACUUUGACAGUCAGUGUACAUUGUCGUAUUUAGAGGCCCUAGCAAAAUGGACAGUGUACGUACAGCAAUCAAAAUCUAUGGAAUACUUUCAAUUAUAUUGCAUCACUAACCAAAUAACUAGUGUAGGGCUCGAAUGCUGAAUACUGUUGUAUGACACAAGAAAGAUGACAGGUUCACUCAGUCAGUUGGGAAGGUUCGUAGCUAUGAAUAUCUCCAACAGACAAACUUAAGUACCUUUUCCUAGGCUCUUUUAUAGUUUAUCAAUGGCAUGCCUUCUACCACCCACCACAGAAUUUGAUUGAUAAGUCAAAGAGACGACCAUGAUUUAUCAAUGAACAUCAUUUUUACAUUUCAAAAGGACAAAACUUAGACUCAGAAGAUAUUAUUUUCAAAGCAAACGUGAUCCAGCUGAAUCUCUGUUCAAACUGGUUCUGUGUUCCAGAUGAAUCUGUAUCCAGUAGAUUUACUAUUCUGGUUGAUUCUAUGAUCAACCUGAUUUAGUGUUUUAAUUGACACUAUGAUUAAGUUGAUUCCAUUUUUCAGCUAAAUCUGUUCUGUAGAUAUUUUGUUCUCAUUGUUUGAUAUAUUUAUUUCUGUUGGCUAACUUAUUCUAUUUUCAAACGGUUCUGUGUUUUAGUAAAUUCUGUGCCAUUGUUAAAUUUGGUCAAUGAAUUCACAGUUUUUCUUUAACAGGGUCGAUGCUCCAGCGAUAUGGUUGAUCCUGUGUUCCACGUGAUCUUGAGGGAAUUGUUUUUCAGCAUCAGUUGAUUGAGUGCUCUCAAUCUCAUAUUUUCUGGUUAAUUGUCAUGCCAAACUAGCCUCUCUUUCCAGGACUUCACUCUAGCCACAGGAGAACUCAAAUUUUCAGCUCCACCAGCCAGCAAAACCUUACUCAACUGGCUGAAAGCAAAAUUUAAGUCCUUUUGGGCCUGACCCCGUCCAUUCAAAAUUCUUUUGUCUUACUUAAAUAAAAAACCGAGGGAGAACUCAAACUAUUUAUUAACUGCCUGUAUGAAAAAGAUAUUUCAGCACCCAGUGACAACAUCCAUCUGCAAGAGAAUUAGGACAAAACAUAUCUCUUAAAAGCGUAACAUUGCCACAAUUCAUCCUACCAAAGUGCACAACCUCGUGCCACAUGGUAUUCAAUCUGCCACUUCUUUGCCCAUUCUUCUAGCCUGUCCAAGUCCUUCUGCAGCCUCCCUGCAUCCUCAACACAAACUGUCCUAAUCAUAUCUUUGUAUCAGCUUUCUCCAUGGCUCUCCAGGUUUAAAGUACUUUUUUAGAUUACUUACAGUGCGGAAACAGGCCCUUUGGCCCAACAAGUCCACAAUGACCCGCCGAAGCGCAACC
Molecule: messenger RNA, 3570 nt
Organism: Chiloscyllium plagiosum (whitespotted bambooshark)
Lineage: Eukaryota; Metazoa; Chordata; Chondrichthyes; Orectolobiformes; Hemiscylliidae
Source: RefSeq, a predicted model, not a curated record